This is a messenger RNA of Babesia microti strain RI, 945 nucleotides long. Its product is annotated as conserved Plasmodium protein, unknown function. The transcript has 2 exons. The record is from RefSeq and is a predicted model, not a curated record. Lineage: Eukaryota; Apicomplexa; Aconoidasida; Piroplasmida; Babesiidae. The coding region runs from base 1 to 945 and encodes 314 amino acids.
AUGGGGUGUGAGUGCAAAUACUACUAUGACUUAUCUGCCAAACAGUGGUGGCAAUUAGACGAUAGCCUGCCUGAUUGGACCCCCCUUUCCCGUGAUAGGGUGAUAGAGCUCCAGCUGGAUAGUCGGUUGGGGGGCCUGGGGAUUAAGCAGCUGCUGGGUAGCGAACCAGACUGCUCAGCCUCUACCCAGGCGGAGCCGAAGCCUGCGGGUGACCCUGGCGACGAGGCGCACUCUGAGCCUAGAGCUGGUUUUAUCUCGCCAGGCCUUGGGGUUUCGGCUUCUCCUUCGAGCCUGGAGGAUGCCAAUUUACAUGCUAAAGACGCUGCAGGUUUGGACUGCAGUAAGGAGGGCGAGGAUGAAAUGGGUAGGGGGCCCAGCUGCAUCUUGCCAGGUACCGGCGAUCCUGCCGGCAACGCGGUCGACGGAGCUAGAAGCGAGGGCAGAAGCCAAGGAAGGAAGCUGUCUUAUGUUAGAGAGGCCGCAAGGAGGUUGACGUACAAGGAGCCUGGCGGUUUUUCUGGGUGUAUUAAGGCGAUUGCCGAUACAAGGAACGCGAUGCUAAAGGACGUAGCCAAUGUUGACUUUGAGGCGGAAGGUAAUAAGGCUGCAUUCAAUUUCAUGAUAAAGAGGGCCAAGGAGUUGGCAAAGAGUACGUCUAAGGUGAAUUGUGGGACUAGUACCGAGGCUAGUACUGGGGACUUAGACGGAGAUUGUGAUGAGAAUAGAAAUUUGCAGAAGAGAUUGAGUAAGGAAUUUAGGUCUUCGUGUUAUUCAGAUGGAGAUUUUUCGUCGGGGGACUCGUCUGAUUCGAGUUCAAGUGGUUCAGAUUCUGGGAAAGUGGCGAAUGUUUCAGCUCAAACUACAUCAUCUGUCACAGCAUCUCUUGCCCAGUUGAUGGCGAUAAAGAUGAAGCUUAAAUCUAAAAUAAAAAACCUGAAUAAGUAG